Messenger RNA from Dentiscutata heterogama, 251 nucleotides. The record is from the annotation of a GenBank genome assembly. Lineage: Eukaryota; Fungi; Glomeromycota; Glomeromycetes; Diversisporales; Gigasporaceae.
AAUAUGAAUCAGGUUUAGAUAAUGACUAUAUCUUUUUUUUGCUAGUGGUAAAAGAAAUCUAUUGUUUUUUAUCAAUAGGGGUGAUAGUAAGUAUUUCAUCUAAUAAUAAAGAACUUGAAGUCAAAGAUGAUGAUUUUGAACUAGCUGAAUUCGAAGUUGAUAAUUUUGAACUGGCUGAAUUCGAAGUUGAUGAUUCUGAACUAGAUAAGUUGGGUAAACUAGGUAGUAAAAAGAAAGUGAUAUUUGAAUAA